Diaporthe amygdali is the source of this 4353-nucleotide messenger RNA. RefSeq lists its product as uncharacterized. Bases 1 to 4353 code for a protein of 1450 amino acids. Gene Ontology annotation, biological process: mitotic sister chromatid biorientation; mitotic spindle assembly checkpoint signaling; protein localization to kinetochore. NCBI's taxonomy places the organism in Eukaryota, Fungi, Ascomycota, Sordariomycetes, Diaporthales, Diaporthaceae. The transcript has 3 exons. The record is from RefSeq and is a predicted model, not a curated record.
AUGGUUGGCGAUACUACACUGCCGGCCACGCGCCGUACCACGCGCAAAUCGAUCAGCGCCAUGGAGAGAGACAAUGCGACUGUGGAUCUGGGCGCCGGCACCACGCUGGCGGACAACAGGAAGAAGUCCAAGUCGCGCAGCAAGAGCAUGGGUCCCGGAGGUUUAGACGCUCUCAAGGCAGGUUCUGGGAACCGUCGAGUGUCACUGGCAGGCCCCCCUCGGCCGUUGCCCCGGUCCAUCCUCAAGCCCACUAUGCCUCUCGCCGAGAUACCUGGCUACAAACCGAGGCACUCUUAUGCUCCAGGCGCAUCAGGUACCGAGAACCAACCGAACCUCCUCAGUGGCGACGACAGCGGCUCAUCAGGUACAAAAGUUGCACUGCGAACGGAAGAGGAACAACAGGCUGCAGCAAGGGAACGGGAAGAACGCGAAAGGGCGGCUCUAGAGAAGGAAAUCAAAGACAGGAGAGAGGCGCGCCGGAAGUCUCUUGCGAAUCGUCGAGUCUCGUUCGCCGCCGAGGCCACUCUGCACACCUUUCAUGAAGUCGAGUACAUGCAAGAAUCCACCACAUCCACGGACUCGACGCGCAGAGCAUCAUCAGCUGUCGCGGCCCCUGAGCCUGCACAACAAGCAGAGCAACCCGACCCGGAUGCGUCAGACACGCCAUCCACACCACCCGAGCAAAUCGAAGAGACCGUGUCGGAGUCUCCAGAAGACCAACGACACCUUCACCAAAGAAAUCGAAGGAGAAGCUCGGGACUGCCAUCUGGGAACGAUUUUGACGAUCAGGAUGACAACACUAUCGCGUCUACUGUUUACGACUCUGAUUCAGACGAGGGCGACGAUGUUGCAGAGGUACAGACCGAGGCAUCGGGAUCGGACAGUGACUCUGACAACGACGGGACAAUGAUGACAAUGGAAGCUGAGGAAAUGACAUCCGCAUCUCUGGCAUCGACAAGAUACGGAGAUGAUGCGGAUAAUACGACCUCGAGCCUGGAUGGUGCACUGAGAGAGGCUGCCCGACGGGCAGUCAAUCAAUCGCGAGAGCCUGAUGAGGACGAGGAGGUCAUUUCGGGCUUUAAAGGCUGGGGAAGAAAAGCGAGAGAGCAGCGAGAGGCUGCUGCCAGUUACCAGGAGCCCCCGUCCGAUGAAGAAGCCCCCUCGAGUCCUCUCAAGUCAAGUCCUGAGAAGUUGAGUGUCGAUGAGGGCACGGAAAUGGAAAUGGACAUGGACAUGACCAACGCCGUGGGUGGAAUCAUCCAAGAAACCAUCCCAUCAUCACCAGAUCAAGCAGGCCAGGAGGAUAUGUCCAUGGAUGUUACCAACGUAUAUGGUGGCAUUCUUCCGCAACCACAACCUCGGACGUACGAUGAGGGGUCGGCUCAGGAUGAACAAACUAUGGAGUUCACUACGGCUGUGGGUGGCAUACAACGAACCCCGCUAUCUGAUGACGACCAAGAGCUCCCGAGCGACGAGGACAUGUCCAUGGAGCUCACGACCGUCAUGGGGCGUGUGCUGGGUGCUAAAAAUAAACAGCUGAGGCAGUCUUUGCAACUAAGCUCCUCGCCCAUCAAAGAUCCAGCUGAUGGGGACGAGCCGAUGGAGACAACGAUGGAUGUAACCAGAGGAAUUGGCCGCAUCCUGUCGACCAGCAACGAGGAUGAUGACAUAGGCACUGAUGGUGAUAUCAUCACCAGUAUGGGACUUACCGCAGUUGAUGGUGGUAACGUCAAGCCUGUGUCUCCGGCAGAAAGGACGGCUGCGAAGAAGCUCAUGGAGCAAGAGGCCGACCAACCCGAAAUAACAACGACACCUGACCUCAUUUCAAUAGGAUCUCCACCAAAGCAGCCAUCGGUGCGAGCCGUGUCAGAGGACUCGCCCAACCUGGCCGCGUUCAGUGGCAACAAGCUGCGACGCAGCAAUGGCCUCCUGUUUCCUGCGACACCUAAGUCACCCGCAAAAAGCGCCAGUCCUGUGUCCCAACGGAAGACACGCUCGCAAGGACCGGCAUCACCAGCAUCGUCACGCAGCCCUGCACGGAGCAACAGUCGCACGCCGUCACCAAAGAGGCUAGGUCUCCCCUCAAGGAAUCAGUCACCCCAAGCAAAAUUCACACCGUUGUCUAAAUCGCCUGCUCGGCCGUCAAGCAGUCUAUUCCAGCGAGACUCUACGACUGGUUCGAGAACCCCUCUUGUGGUUUUGACUCCGCAGCGACCGAAGCUGUCGGGUGUGGGCGUGGACAGAAGUGGGAUUGGAUCACCACGUGUCACUGAGCUCCUGGGCAGACGGAGCUCGAUCGGAGAUUCUGCUGCCACGUUCAGUCCUGUACAGCUUCCGCAUCAUCGCAAGGCCGUGGCAUUUGAGGAUCCAAGAAUCAUGGAAGAGGAGCUCGACAGGGAGCGUCGCGACGAUCAAGACCGCGAGAGUGGUCGACGAAUUCUGGAGAAGGAAGCGGAUGAUGUCACUUCUAGUCUCAAAGAGAUGAUCCAGGGCUUAUCUCCAAAGAAGAAUCCCCUGAAAGGCCGCAAGAGCUUGCACGUCGGUAGUGCCAGGGGUCUUUUGGGAAAGCGUCCUUCUGAGUUGGAAGAUGACAGUGACGCGGAGGUGCAGGAUGGCGUCAAGAGGCUUAAAGGGCAUCAGGGCAGUCCCGUGAAGAAUAUCAGACUUCAACAGCCACCAUCCAAAGCCGAGACGACUGGAUCACGACCUAUAUUUCCAUCUAGUCGAGUGUCAGACGAUGCCGAGAAUGACACAAUCACCCCCACAACAGCUACAUCCCCGUUCAAAGCGACGACCCCCAAGGAGCAAGGGCGGUUCAAGAACAUAGACAACGACCAGCCCACCGCCACGUUCACCUUCCAUGCUACUCCACUGGCAAAUCUCGCCGAUUUGCAACCACCAGAUGACGAUGAGGAUAGGAUCCAUUUGCAGGACUUCCUCAACUUGACCAGCAUUCGAUUUAUGGAGCUGACAACCACAAAGCGGCGGCAUACCAUUCUGCCUUCAGCGCGCAAGAAUAGCCUCUCCGAAGACAAAGACAGCCUCUCUCUGGAAAAGUGUGUUAUCGCAGGAGCUUGCACAGUGCCGAUGCUCGAGCUCUUCCAACAUUCUUGUCGAGAAUUGAAGAAGUACAUCUCGGAAGGCCGAAAAAUCGUUCGCGAGAUUGAGACGGAGACAUUCCAGGAGAACCCACCUCUGUUCCGCGAGUAUAUCACGGCUUCACCAGAGUUCAAGAACCUGAUGGACAACCAGUUCAAGAACGUGAAAACCAAUGCUCGCCUAUUAAGCAAAGCCAUGUGGUACGACUGGCGAAUGAAGUUACAAGAUGGUCUCAGGGAGGGCCUGGUCAAGAUUGCCGAAGGCAUGACUGCGGACGAGCAGCUUCUUGAAAAGCAGAGGAAAUUACUAUCUUCCGUUUUACCUGCAAUGAUGAAGCAGCUAGACAACCUCACCCGGGAGUGUGAAAAUCUCGAGGCCGUUGCCAGCGAGCUGGAAGACUGCGAUCCUCAGGAACUGGAGGCUGCCCGUGCCGACCUUGCUGCCGUUGAAGAUGACAUUGAGGCGAAGAACAAGGAGAUCGCACGGCUCCGAGAACAGUUUCGAACAAGUGAGGAAAGUGUCGGACAGCUUGCGGAACAGAAGCAACGGUAUAUUGCAGACAUAAAGGAAGCCGAAAAGAUCAGAGAGGAAUGCCGAGGCUGGAGCUCCUCUGAGAUCAGCGCUCUCAAAGCCAAGGUCGACCAGAUCGAGAAGCAACACGGCUGGGCAAUCACAGGAGUGGUGGGGACCAACGUGUCAAUCUCCUACCGCCGCCAGAUCGAGCUUGUAUUCGACAUCGCAUCAUUCAGGUCAGGACAGCAGAACUCCAGUAUAGACCUCUGGUAUAUCGCAGCGAAGAGGGAGAGAAAGUCUAUGCCUUUGACGCCUGAAAAGGAGUUCUGCCUACAGCGCAUACGCGAUCACCUUCGUUGCCUGCCUCAGUCCAAAACCAAAGUGAGCUCAAUGCUUAGUCAAGUCAGCCGCGCUUGGGACCGCGCAAACGCGUUGGCCACACAGGUUUAUCAGCUGAACCUCGCGUUUCCAACUUCCGCAGCUCGCGCUUCAGAUUCUGCAAUCAUCAUCACUUCAUCCUUACUUUUGGCACCACUGCAGACCAAAGUUGAAGUGAGCUUGGGCAUCCAAAGCUUGGUCGGUGUCGAAGGUCUUGAGUUCAUUGUGUCAGCCCAGGCAACUAUUGUCUACGGUGAGCAGUUCAAUGCGGGCAAAAUGGCAGAAUUCUUGUCGAGCCGAAUAGGGAAGCGUGUCUAUUGUCAGUCCGAGAAGGAAAUUGAAACAUGGGAUUUGGCACCGUAG